Vespa crabro (European hornet) is the source of this 3148-nucleotide messenger RNA. Its product is annotated as muscle segmentation homeobox-like. The record is from RefSeq and is a predicted model, not a curated record. Gene Ontology annotation, biological process: embryonic morphogenesis; regulation of transcription by RNA polymerase II. Gene Ontology annotation, molecular function: DNA-binding transcription factor activity, RNA polymerase II-specific; RNA polymerase II transcription regulatory region sequence-specific DNA binding. Bases 956 to 2302 code for a protein of 448 amino acids. The transcript has 3 exons. Gene Ontology annotation, cellular component: nucleus. NCBI's taxonomy places the organism in Eukaryota, Metazoa, Arthropoda, Insecta, Hymenoptera, Vespidae.
AUCGAGUAUAUGCUGGAAAAAUGUUCAUAUAGCUAGUCUCGGUUUGAUAGCAUAAACUCCGUCCACAAGUAGGCGGAGCCGUUUUAGUAAAGCCUCCGUUGAUGGAACGAAGCCUCGCCCUGUUUCCACUCUCUAUCUUUCUCUCUUGCUCUCUUAAUCUCUUUCUCUCUCUAUCUCUCUUUUCUUCUCUCUCUUUAUCUAUUUAUCUCUCUCUCUCUCUUGUUCACCCCUACCUCAAAUACCCCUUCCAUCACUCGUUCUGGCUCCCCGUACGAGUAACUCUCUGUCUCACUCUUUCUCGCUCGGUCGCUGAGUCGCUCUCUUGUUCUCCUUCCCUCUCCCUUCCACGAACGUCGAUACCCCCACCUUCGAUCCAGUUGCUGCAGGGCGCAAAAGGAAAAAGUCCGUUUGGAGUUGGCAGAAUGGUCAAAGUCAGUCUACACGGAGAGCUCGACUCGUUCGGAGGCUGUUCGUUAGGUCAGCUCAUCAGUGAUCAUCAUCGAUCGUCGAUCCUCAACUUAGCUGUCAAAACGAGUGACAACGUAAUAGAACUAUAUAAACGAUAUUAUCAUCUGUAUCUAUUCAUCUAUCUAUAUAUCUACCAAUUUAUCUAUCUGUUUAUCUAUCUAUCUAUCUAUCUAUCUAUCUAUCUAUCUAUCUAUUUAUCUAUCCAUCUAUCUCUUAUCUCUUUCUUUUCUUUUUUUAUUCUUCUUCUCUUCGUCCGAUAUAGUAAGGUAUUAGAGUUAGUGUGAUUUGUUAAGGUGAUAUAUAGAUCGUGAGAACUGUUCGAUUGAUUCGAUAUUCGAUCCUCGAUGAUUCAACGACUAUUUCGUUAAUCCGACGAAAACACGAGAAAAUACGAGGAAGUUUAUGAGGACUUUUAAUGAGUUAUUGAAAGGCCUGAAGGUCUAAAUUACGUUUGAGGGAAAGUGAAAAUUACGAUCACGGUUUAAGAAUGACAGUACUAAGGAUGACCUCGCCGGUGACGCCUCCAUCGACCAGUCCAGGAUCGGCCGACGAGGCACAAGCACCGCAACCUAGUCCUAGACCGGCACACAGAUUGAGUUUCUCCGUUGCUGCAUUAUUGGCAGACACUAGAAAGUCACCAGAGACCACAACUAGGCAAGACAUCUCGACGAUCUCGUUAGAAUCAUCGCCCAUCUCUUCUUAUUCGCCUGUACGACAAGAUCACGUUACUACGGUACCCAUAACUUCUAACACACCUACGAAAUAUCCUAGUGAUCUUAGAACGAAUAGGUAUAAUUUAUCGGCGUCGCCUAAUCUAGAAGCUAAGACGCCUCAAUACACUUGCGAUUCGCCAGGAAUAACAACAGAAACUAGAACACCGCCCUCGAGAUACACCGACGUCGAAUUGGGUUUAGAAUCGCCAACGGACAGACAUACGUCUUACGGGACGAUCGACUAUAGGAUCAGAACCACCACCACUAACAUUACCACCGUAAAUAAUAAUAAUAAUAACAACAAUAAUAACGACACGCCAAUAUCUGCGGAUAAUCAAGUGUUAAUCAAGUGUUCAGCCCCAUCGCCAAAAACAACAAGCAAUACGCAGAAAGACUUUGAUUCUCAGUCGCCAAGAAGUAGUUCUUUGGAAGAAGGAAGGUCAAGGUGUUCCGAGAUCGAAGAUAUCGAUGACGACGAUGAAAAUAGUCUGGUAGAUGUCGAAGAUCUUCAACAACACGCAUCAAGUCCAACACCGGUUAGGCCAACUCCAGCUUACGUCGGUGGUUUCUCCACUUUAGGAACCAUUCCUGGUAUACCACCUGGUCUUCAUCCUGCCGUUUGGGGCGCCGGACAUCAGGCUGCUGCUGCUGCUGCUGCCGCGGCUGCUGCCACGGCUACAUUUUUUCCUUCUCAUUUUGGUCAUCAUGCACCAUUAAACGAAAAUGGAGAACCCGCCAAGAUCAAAUGCAACCUCAGGAAACACAAGCCCAACCGGAAGCCGAGAACACCGUUCACGACGCAACAGUUGCUAGCUCUAGAGAAGAAGUUUCGUGAGAGGCAGUAUCUCAGUGUUGCCGAACGAGCCGAGUUCUCGUCAUCUCUCCAUCUAACAGAAACUCAGGUGAAAAUCUGGUUUCAAAAUCGACGGGCGAAAGCGAAACGUUUGCAGGAGGCGGAAAUCGAGAAGUUGCGAAUGUCCGCCGUAAGGCAACACCACACGGCACUUUACGGAUCGCAUCCGGGACUCCUAACGCCUGCCGGACUCUAUCCCAUGGGAAUGCUAUCUCAUCCUGGAUUGACGCCCCACCAUACGAUAUCUCAACAUCCUUCGAGAGAAUGAAGGCAACGUCUUAGAAAUCUAGGAUUCUAAACUUAUCGUUCUUAUCUUACGAGUAAGGACGUUAAACGAGUAUUCUUCACUUCGAAUUAUCUCGAGGAGGAAGAAGAAGAAGAAGCUGCAAGAGAUCGGCAAUCGAUUUCAAUUCUUUUGUUCGAAUCGGGAAGAUAAGUUAUGUGUGAGUUGUGGAGGGGGGGGGGGGGGGGGGGGAAAAAAGAAAAGGAAAAGAAAAGGGAGAGAAAGAAAGAAAGAUUUUUACUCAAAGUCCGACAAUAACGAAUUGAUCGACUUUCUUUUUCCCUUUUUUCUUCCCAUUUUCUUCUUUUUUUUUUCUUUUCUUCGUUCUCUCCAUUAAAAGAACGACAAGAAAAAAAAAUGGAACAAUCGUUGACCAGAAAUAAUAAUAAAAAUAACGAAGAAUCUCGACUUCGUUUUGCACUUGUGCCAAGUUGUUUCUAUCGUUUAAAUUAAACCUAACGAUACGUGAACAACAAUGAUAAAUAAAUGUUUGUAAAUAAAUUGUAAAUAUUUAUCAUCAUCGACGACGAAACAAUGAUAUGAUAUGGACUUACUGUAAAUAAAAUGUUCGUGCGUGCGUGCGAGAAUGAAAUUAAUUCGAGUCUGUGCGAUUCGUCGAUAAGAUAUUAUCAUAUAGAUCCGAUUGAUCCUCGCGAUUCUUGACUGAUCGCGAUUGUGCGCGAUUUUUUUUUUGUUUCUUUUCCACAUUUUCUUUUUCCAAUUUUGUACAAAUAUAUAAGAAUAUCGCGAGGACAGGCGGUAGGAAGGGAAUGGAAAAAGAGUAGAGAAGAAUUCUAUUUAAUAAAAAUCCUAAUAUCUAAGUAAUACAAA